Messenger RNA from Saccostrea echinata, 690 nucleotides. RefSeq lists its product as uncharacterized. NCBI's taxonomy places the organism in Eukaryota, Metazoa, Mollusca, Bivalvia, Ostreida, Ostreidae. The coding region runs from base 1 to 690 and encodes 229 amino acids. The record is from RefSeq and is a predicted model, not a curated record. The transcript is spliced from 3 exons.
AUGACUGAAACGACCUGCAUAAGUUGUGAGCCUGGUACAUAUGGAAUAAACUGUUCAGAGUCGUGUCCUGAUGAUCAUUACGGAGAGAGAUGUUUGUCUGUGUGUAAUUGUACAGAGGGAAAGUUCUGUGAUAAAAGGGUGGGAUGUAUAAAACAGUCAACUCCAAUAAAUGGUUCAAUUUUGUGUGAUUGUACAGAGGAAAAGAUAUGCGAAAAAGGGAUGGCGUGUAUGAAACCGUCAACUUUCAGGAAUGGUCCAACGAUUGAUACUGGCACACGAAGCGAAGAAAAUCAAGAUUCUCAUUCCUACCUGGCGAUCAGUGAACGGACCCCUCAACUAUAUGCAGAUGUACACUAUGAAGAGUCCACAGAAAGGAAUAAUUUACCAUCCAUGGUCAGUGAACGGUAUCCACUGUAUGCUAAUGUACACUAUGAAGUGGAAAUAGAGAGAAAAAGUUCAGCUUCUACAAUCAGUGAACGAUCUAUUCCACUAUACGCUAAUGUUAACUAUGAAGUGGACGCAGAAAGUAAACGUUCAUCUUCAGAAUCUUUAUAUGACAAGGGAGAAAACUCUAUUAGCACCACUAAUAGUAGUAAAAGAUCUGACGAUUAUUUGACACUCAUUGGGCACACUGAGGACGAACAUCAACAUAACAAUCAAUUAUCUGCUCAUGUUACCCUCAUGAUAUAA